Molecule: messenger RNA, 1717 nt
Organism: Patiria miniata (bat star)
Lineage: Eukaryota; Metazoa; Echinodermata; Asteroidea; Valvatida; Asterinidae
Exons: 5
Coding region: 230-1015 (261 amino acids)
Source: RefSeq, a predicted model, not a curated record
CACUGUGCAUUCUAUCUUCCUGCCACCGACUCCGGAAAUUUCAACUUCCCGCUGGCUGUACGUUUCCCCCAAAUCACCACCGAAAAAAAUUCUGCCAUUCAUUUUAGGCGUUCAUAAUAUGCAGUGUUGGACUUCCUCCUGCAAAAAAAUACAAUCACCUGCUAAAUUGUAAUAAAUCAUGCAAUGAUGUGACAUUUAGCGACAUUGACAGCGGCAUUCCGAUAUCGAAAUGCCGACGUGUGCCCAUCGUUUCCCGGCCCUUGUCUGCCUCCUGACUCUGCUGCUUCUUCCAGCAACGAGGGGACAGGGCAUGGAGCCGGUGCCGGGGGAGCGCCAGCCGCCGGCCCGGCCGGUCGCCCAGGCCCAGUCCAGCGGGGACUGUUUCACGUUCAACCUACGGGUGGAGUCCAACAACACGGACUACUUCUACACCUGCUGCGACAGGAUAGGCGGGGCCACCACGAAAACAGACCAGGACAUCAAGGUCCCAACUUUCAACUAUGACUGCAAUCCAUUCCGGCUGAACAGAACCGAGCUCACGCGAGAGGCAGGCUUCACAUGUAAUGAGAAAGAAAAGGCAGAAAAACUGUGUAAUCGUCGUUGGGGGUGGCUGAGUACCGACGACUGUUGGGUGUGGUCGGCCUGCUUUGUGGAGGCGUGUGGGCAAGAAUCAACAUUAACGGAGUUGUCUUGUGGAGACGGCCGGUGUGACGCCCACGAGAAUACCGCUAGCUGUCCGCUGGACUGUUGCCCCGGUGAAAACCCAGAUUGCAUCAUCAAGAAUAGUACCUGUUCCAAGUCCUGCUGUGGCCAAUCAUCUUGUUGCGCGUCUGCCAAUGAGCCAAUCACCGCCUCCUCCGAAACUUUCUGGCUGAUUUUGGGCUCCGUACUGGCUGCCGUCGUCUGCUUGCUGUACUGCUGCUGCUUCUGCUGCUGUUGCUGCUGCAGAAAAAUGUACAACAGCAUGUUCGGCUCGUCAAAGAAAAGGCGACAUUCGUUUAUUAUGGGACAUUGAAGGGGUAUAAUGGCUCAUAAUUUUAUUUAUCAAAAUUAAAAUUUAAUGUACAAGUUUGGGGGUUUACCCCAAAGUGACAAACCAAAUUCGAACUAGCUCAAUAUCAGUAAAGAUACAGGGUGGUUAAAAAAAGAAAGAAGGGAAAUCCACUUUCGACAGCAAUUUUCACCUAUAUUUAAACAUUAUUGUAAACUUUUGAUUAGUAGCUAUUAAAGUUCUGGCCUUUUAGCAUCAGUGACGAAAAAAAUCGUUGCAACUGCAUAUUUUGUCUCUGAGCUAUGGUAGUUUGAACAUUUCAUUGCGAAACCUGUUUGUCCACGGAGGUAUACAUUUCAUCCGCUUGACUGAGCUCCGCUAUCUGAGCCUGAUUUGAAGACAAAACAUUAUCACACUUCAAACAAGGAUUGUUAGUUCUACUUCUUUUUUGAAAGGGUAACAACCGUGGCAUUUGAUUGUUAUGUAAUGUUAUGCAAUAAUGAACUUAAGCAUAUACAGCUCCUUGGGUAGAUGAUCUUAACACUGACAUGAAUAAUCGCACAGCCUCAAUAAAAGUUACCAGGUCAAAACAUUUUGUUGGCAAGGCUUCUAAAUUUUGUGAACUACAAAAAACACGUCCACUUUACAUAGAAUAACACGUGAACAAGACUGAUUUGGGUGACGUGUAUUCAAAUUAGCAAAAUAUCACUAUUCUUGCGACUUUUA